This is a messenger RNA of Cannabis sativa, 1410 nucleotides long. RefSeq names its product protein PLASTID REDOX INSENSITIVE 2, chloroplastic. Gene Ontology annotation, biological process: regulation of gene expression. NCBI's taxonomy places the organism in Eukaryota, Viridiplantae, Streptophyta, Magnoliopsida, Rosales, Cannabaceae. The record is from RefSeq and is a predicted model, not a curated record. The transcript has 4 exons. The coding region runs from base 661 to 1236 and encodes 191 amino acids.
GAACUCGUGGAUUAACUUCAAACCCAUGUAAAAACCUUCUUGUUUAGUAUUAUUAUUGCUACUACUACUCUUAUUUAUAUUAUGAAAUAUAUUUAUUAAAUUAAAGCUCAUUUAUUAGUUAACAAAAGUCGACGUUAAAGUAUACUCUUCAAAAAAGUAUUUUGCCACAUUCUUAUCUAUUUUAGCAUUGAAAAUAAUUUUUAGUCUAAUUCUUUUGUUGUAAUUAUUUAUAACCUCUUGUAAAUUUUUAAAAAAUUCUAAAUAGUUUAGGUAUCAAACAAAACAGAUAGAGUCUACAACUUAAUUUUUAUUUUUACACUACAAAAUUAUCAAAAAGAAAAGGAAAUAUAUCAAUAAUUUUCUAUGCAAAUUUUGUUUGCUUAUCAAAGAGAAAUAUUGAAGGUAUGGUUUUAAUAUAUAAACGCUUAAAUAAAAAAAAUAAAAAAAUCAAAGACAAAAUAUAUAUAUUUUCUUUUUUACAAAAUUUUUAUUUCCUUAUCUUUCAUUACCUUUUUCUUUGCUCAUUCCAACUUCCUAAAUUCCAUUUCCUGUCGCCGGUGGUAUCUCUCUUCUCCGCCUCCGGUGGUCUCUCUCCUCAGCUGGUCUCCUCUCAAGUAGCAUUGGUGUUUUUAGGGGGAAGAGGAGUUCUUUUUCAGAGAAAUGAGUUGGAGUGUAGUAGCCACUGCAUCAGCAGUUGCUCCUUCGAAAAAUGAGCUACCCCAAUCAUUGUGCUCUUCUUCUUCUACGAGUAGUGGGGUUGUAUUAUGCUUCUCUUCUAUUUUUCCAAACAGUUUUAGGUUCAGAAGGUCCUCAUUUUACCCAUCUUCUCAAUUGACUGAGAAAAGAAAGGCAAAUACAGUACCAAACUCAACCUCCAGGUCCACUCAACUGAUUUGUAGAGCAGCAGCCGAGUACAAAUUUCCCGAUCCUAUUCCUGAAUUCGCUGAGGCAGAGACAGAAAAGUUUAGGACUCAUCUCAUCAAGAGGCUCUCCAAGAAAGAUAUAUAUGAAGAUUCAGUCGAAGAAGUUGUAAAUGUCUGCACCGAGAUAUUCAGUACUUUCUUGCACACGGAGUAUGGCGGUCCUGGGACACUCCUGGUCCUUCCUUUCAUCGAUAUGGCAGAAACUGUCCAUGGUAGGGGAUUGCCUGGAGCAUCCCAAGCAGCUCGAGUGGCGGUCAAAUGGGCAACAAAUCAUGUUGACAAGGAUUGGAAUGAAUGGACAGGUAGUGAUUGACCCAACAUUUUGUUUGUAGAAAAAAACAUUAGUUUACUUUCGUUGCUGUAGUUUCUUAGUGUAGAUUUAGGAGCUGUUCCAGAAGUUUUGAUGCCUAUAAUUUUGUAAAACAGAGGAUUGAAUGAUUUGAUAUAGAUGCCAUGUAGAAUAUGAAAUUGUGAGCUGGUUUUGCAA